This is a messenger RNA of Saprolegnia parasitica CBS 223.65, 989 nucleotides long. RefSeq lists its product as hypothetical. Gene Ontology annotation, biological process: cellular response to misfolded protein. Lineage: Eukaryota; Oomycota; Saprolegniomycetes; Saprolegniales; Saprolegniaceae. The transcript is spliced from 3 exons. Gene Ontology annotation, molecular function: Hsp70 protein binding. The coding region runs from base 51 to 908 and encodes 285 amino acids. Gene Ontology annotation, cellular component: endoplasmic reticulum membrane. The record is from RefSeq and is a predicted model, not a curated record.
AGUUUCUCUGCCGAGCCACUCCACGAAGCAGCAGCAGCCAGACGAAGAGCAUGGCCAACGAACGCGAGAAGAUGGACAUGCACCGCGAGUACAUGAAGCGGUACCAGCAGCAGGCCUCGCACCUCACGCCCGAGACCGUGCGCUACAAGGACCACUACGCGGCGCUGGGCAUCCCGCGGUCAGCGACGCACGCCGAGAUCCGCGCCGCGUACCGCAAGCUCGCGCUCAAGUUCCACCCGGAUCGCAACCCAUCAAAGGAAGCGGAAGAGCGCUGGGACGGCGUGCCAGCGGCCUACGCCGUGCUGAGCAACCCAAACGACCGCAGUCACUACGACGCAUCGCUCGAGACGCGCGAUGCGCUCGUGCUCUUCUACUCGACGUACAACCCGGCCAAGCUCGACCAGUGCACGAUCCAAGCGGUCAUUGACGGCUGGCACGGCCGCGAGGUCGAGCUCUUCCGCAUGCUGAGCGACAAGUACGAGAUUGCGGCCCACUCGGGCACGAAGAGCGCCAACGACCUCACGGACAUGCUCAACAUGCCUGAAGAGAAGGCUGUGGCCAUUAGCAAGGACAGCGUCGCGUCGGCGCCGCUGCCACCGACCUCGUACUCGCUCUGGGAAGGACUGCGCUACCUCAGCCAAGGCGUCUGCUGCGCGGCCAAGAAAUCCUACUACGAAGUCAACUCGCAGAGUCCGGGCUUUAUCGAUCUCACGCGCAACACCAACACGCCGGGGACUGCGCCCCACACGACGGCCGAGACGGAGUUCCCGGACAAGGACCGACCAAAGACGUCGGCGGCGUCGUCGCCCGAGACGGCGAGCUCGACGAGCAGCAGCCACAGCGACGCGGUGCCUGGCCCCGUGCUGCCGGAUGCACCGACCGAAGGCGCGUUUGCGACCGCCGUCUAAGCUUUUUCUUUUUAUAUAUACGCUCGUACUAGAGUAGUACGAGAAUCUACUCGAUGGAUGCUACAAGAUCUGGAUCCGUGG